AUGGAGACACAGGCGGAGUCCUUCCUCCAGGGAGGUGCUGCUUCAUACAUUGACGAGAUGUAUCAGUCUUGGAGAGAGUCACCAGAGUCUGUCCAUGUUUCAUGGAGGACCUACUUCCGCAACAUGGAGGAUAGAUCACGGUCACCCGCCCAGGCUGUCCAACUUCCUCCUGGCUAUCUAUCGCCUCGGGAUCCAGCUCUGCAGUCUCAAGUUCAUCCGUCACAAGGUAACCAAGUGACGGAUCAGCUAAAGUUGAGCAAACUUGUUACUGCGUAUCAAUCACAUGGACAUCAUGUCGCCAACAUCGACCCCCUUGGGCUUCGCAAGAAUGGCCAAGCACCUCACGCCGAGCAUCCGGAAGAGUUGAACCCCGCCUAUCACGGCUUCACCGCCGCUGACAUGAACCGGGAAUUCGCUCUUGGCCCAGACCUUAUGCCUCAUUUCGCAGCUCAAGGCCGCAAGUCGAUGACUCUCAGGGAGAUUGUGUCCGCGUAUGAGUCGGUGUACUGCGGCAACUACGGCAUCGAAUAUUCACACAUCCCAAGCGCGGAGAAACGCGAAUGGCUUCGUGAAAGACUCGAAGUGCCUACUCCUUUCAAGUUCUCCCCGGAUGAGAAGAAGCGCAUCCUGGAUAGUCUCAUCUGGAGCACUGGCUUUGAGCGCUUCAUUGCUACCAAAUUUCCCACCGAGAAGCGGUUCGGUCUUGAUGGCGCUGAGGGUCUUGCUCCUGGUGUUACUUCUCUUAUUGACCAGAGUGUCGAUGUUCACGGUAUUGAGGAUAUUGUGAUUGGGAGCUGUCAUCGAGGAAGGUUGACUAUGUUGGGUACCGUCUAUGGCAAGCCGCGUGAAGCCAUCCUCGCCGAGUUUUCGGGGCGAGUAACAGCUGAUCUUCCUGGAAUGGCUGGUGAUGUCAAGUACCACCUGGGACAUGAUGGUCAUCGCAUCACUCCUGAAGGCCAUCGCGUAUCUCUAUCCCUCCUCGCCAACCCAUCGCAUCUCGAAGCCGUCGAUCCUGUCGCAACUGGUUCUGCCUAUGCCACUCAGAAGCUUCGCGGUGACAAGGACCGCACUCGUGCCAUGUGCCUUGCCCUGCACGGUGAUGCUGCUUUUGCUGGUCAGGGAGUCGUCUACGAAACUCUUGGUCUCUCAAGACUUGACGGAUAUGAUGUCGGCGGCACCAUUCGCAUCAUCGUCAACAACCAGAUUGGAUUUACAACUGAUGCCGAGUGCUCGCGAUCCACUCCCUACGCCUCGGAUCUGGCGAAAUACACCGACUCGCCGAUUAUUCACGUUAAUGCCGACGACGUCGAAGCCGUCACUUUUGUUUGCCAACUCGCCGCCGACUGGAGAGCUCGCUUCCAAGAGGACAUUGUCAUCGAUCUCGUCUGCUACCGCAAGUUCGGCCACAAUGAAUUCGACCAGCCCAACUUUACGCAACCUAUGAUGUACAAGCAGGUCGCUGAUCAAACUCCGACAUUGGAGCUGUACAUCAACAAGCUUGUGCAAGAGGGUACUUUCACCGCUGCUGAGAUCGAGGAGCAGAGGAAGUGGGUGUGGGAUAGACUCAAUGAGAACUUUGAGGACAGCAAGACUUACGUCUCGGAGAGAAAGAACUUUCCGCCUGGUUGGGAUUCUCUUCCUUCGCCGGCUUCAUUAGCGGUUGAGAAGUAUCCUGUCACUCAAACAGCCGUUGAGCAUUCCACGCUCAAGUCUAUCGCAGACAAAGUCAACAGCGUGCCUGAAGGCUUUGAGCUCCAUCAAAGCUUGCAGCGCAUUCUUGCCGGACGAUUGAGCAGCUUUGACGAAGGUUCUGUUGAUUGGUCUACUGCCGAGGCAUUGGCUUUCGGAACCCUCUGUCUCGAAGGCCACUCUAUUCGUCUCACAGGUCAGGAUGUCCAGCGCGGAACGUUCUCACAGCGUCACUCUGUCCUACACAACCAAGCCACUGGCGAGACAUGGACGCCUUUGAACACUCUUUCUGAGGAGCAAGCCCCCUACGAAGCCAUCAACUCACCUCUUAGCGAGUUUGGUGCCCUCGGUUUUGAAUACGGCGUGACCCUCGCAGACCCAAACCCCCUCGUUAUGUGGGAAGCCCAAUUCGGUGACUUUGCCAACAAUGCCCAGGUGAUGCUGGACAACUUUAUCGUUGCCGGAGAAUCCAAGUGGCUGGAUCGGUCAGGCAUCGUUCUCUCCCUGCCUCACGGGUAUGAUGGCCAGGGUGCAGAGCAUUCGUCUGCUCGGUUGGAGAGAUUCUUGUUGAUGUGCAAUGAGGAGGGCAGAUCAUGGCCGAGUGAAGACGCCAUUGAUCGAGCACAUCAGGAUUCCAACGUGGAAAUUGUUUGCAUGACGUCGCCGGCAAACUACUUCCAUGUGCUGCGUCGUCAACUGAAGCGAGAAUAUCGCAAGCCAUUGGUCAUCUUCUUCUCAAAGUCUCUGCUCCGCCAUCCCAUCGCCAGAUCCGACAUCUCCCUCUUCACUGAUCCCUCUGCCACCUUCCAGCCAGUUCUUGCUGACCCAGAACACGAAGCCGGCGGAAUAGACAGUGAGGACAAGAUCUCCCGUGUUAUCUUCUGUUCCGGCCAAGUCUACGCCUCUUUGGUCAAGCACAGAGCCUCCAACGGCCUCCGCGACACAGCCAUCACACGUAUCGAGGAACUGCAUCCUUUCCCCUGGCGUGAAGUCAAGGCCAAUUUGGAAAAGUACCCCAACGCACAGAACAUCGUCUGGGCGCAAGAAGAGUAUUACAAUGGUGGAGCCUGGCAUUAUAUUCGAGAUCGUUUGGAGGCUGUUCUCCGCGAGUCGGAUAGUCUGUCGGCAAGGAGGGUGUUGUAUGCUGGAAGGGCUGUUAGUGCUAGCCCAGCUACUGGAUUGAAAAAGAGGCAUGAGGCGGAGGAGAAGCAGCUGCUUGAGGAUGCUUUCAGCGUUCAAGAAUAA
Molecule: messenger RNA, 2934 nt
Organism: Fusarium vanettenii 77-13-4
Lineage: Eukaryota; Fungi; Ascomycota; Sordariomycetes; Hypocreales; Nectriaceae
Exons: 3
Coding region: 1-2934 (977 amino acids)
Biological process (GO): tricarboxylic acid cycle
Cellular component (GO): mitochondrion; oxoglutarate dehydrogenase complex
Molecular function (GO): thiamine pyrophosphate binding; oxoglutarate dehydrogenase (succinyl-transferring) activity
Source: RefSeq, a predicted model, not a curated record